Molecule: messenger RNA, 2799 nt
Organism: Bacillus rossius redtenbacheri
Lineage: Eukaryota; Metazoa; Arthropoda; Insecta; Phasmatodea; Bacillidae
Product: inter-alpha-trypsin inhibitor heavy chain H4-like
Exons: 16
Coding region: 99-2660 (853 amino acids)
Source: RefSeq, a predicted model, not a curated record
GUGACCGGCGACCCCGCCCCGCUUGUUUGUCGCCCCGGGUCAAGGUCCGCCCGGCGAAUAUACCGCCUGGGGCCGGCCGGCGGGCUCAGUGCGCCGAGAUGCUCGCUGCUUGGCUGGUGCUGGUGCUGGCGCUGAUCGCCGCCGCGGCGCGCGGGGAGCUGGUGGCCGUGUCGGUCCCCGUGCCUGUCAGCACGACACCCACGACGGCCCCUACGGGAGCGACACCCCCGACGGCCCCCACGGGAGCGACACCCCCGACGGCCCCCACGGGAGCGACACCCCCGCCGCUCAACUCGUCCGCGCAGUCCGGCGGACCCGAGGUGUACAGCCUGCACAUCACGUCGCGCAUUCAGCACCGCUACGCCAGCACCCUGGUCUCCAGCAGGGUCGCCAACCGAGCCGCAAGCGCGCGGGAGAUCUACUUCAGCUUCGUGAUGCCCGAGACGGCCUUCAUCUCCGGCUUCCUCAUGGAGAUAGCUGGUGUGGCCUACAAGGCCCACGUGAAGGAGAAGGAAGAGGCCAAGAGAGAGUACAACGAGGCCGUGAGCCAGGGCAGAGCCGCGGCACACGUGGCCCAGAGCGCGCGCAACUCGAACAGGUUCGUGGUGUCGGUGAACAUCGAGCCGACGCAGAAGGUGACCUUCAACCUGACGUACGAGGAGCUGCUGAAGAGGGAUCUCUCUUACUACACGCACGCCAUCAACAUCGACCCCGGUCAGAUCGUGCCCGACUUGACCGUGGAGGUCUACAUCAACGAGUCCAGUCCCAUCAGGUCUGUGCAAGUGCCGACGCUGAGAGAGAGCAACGAGAUAGAUGCCGACAACUCUUUGGAAGCGGAUCCGCUCGCCGAGAUCGAGCUGUCCCCCGGCCGGGCAGCCGCCACGGUGCGCUGGGCGCCCUCCAAGGACCAGCAGAAGGCGCUGAGGGCGCAGGGCGUCAAGGGACAGCUGGCGGUGCGCUACGACCUGGACAGGACCUCGCGUCCGCAGCAGAUCCUGGUGAACGAGGGCUACUUCGUGCACUUCUUCGCGCCCGAGGCGCUGCCGCCGCUGCCCAAGCACGUGGUGUUCGUGGUCGACGUGAGCGGCUCCAUGUACGGCCGCAAGAUCGAGCAGCUGCGAGACGCCAUGGCGCGCAUCCUGUCCGACCUCGCGCCGCACGACUACUUCAGCCUCCUCACCUUCUCCACCAACGUGCAGGUGUGGGACUUGGAGAAUCCUCUUGCGAUACAGCAUGAAAAUUCGUUUGAGGUUGUUCGAGACGAUUCAGAGCCACGGAACACUUCGGUCGUUGCUGCCACGAUAGAAAAUAUAAACAAAGCGAAAGAAUUCACCAGUCGACUAAGUUCAUAUUCAAGCACCAACAUCUACGACGCGCUCAUGAAGGGGCUAAGGGUAGCCCAGCUGGGCAGGACGCUGACCCGCGGCGGGGCCGAGCCCAUGAUCAUCUUCCUGACGGACGGCGAGGCCAACGUGGGCGAGAGCGAACCGGGCGCCAUCGUCGCCUCCGUCAGCGAUGCCAACUCGGCCCGCGUGGCCAUCUUCAGCCUGGCGUUCGGCGACUACGCCGACCUCCAGUUCCUCAGGAGGCUGUCGCUGCGCAACUCGGGCUUCGCGCGCAAGAUAUACGAGGCGUCGGACGCGGCGCUGCAGCUGCGAGACUUCUACCGCCAGGUCGCGUCGCCGCUGCUCGCCAACGUCUCGUUCGAGUACGCCAACGACGAGGUGGACACGGAGUCCCUGUCGACGACGACGUUCAGCGCGCUGUACCGCGGCUCCGAGCUGGUAGUCUGCGGCCGGCUGCGGGCCGACAGCUUGGCGGGCGUCGUGACGGCCAGGGGGGCCAACGGCUCGUACGUCGACCCCUCCAGCUCGAUCGUCCUGGGCCCGGUGCGCCGCAACUCCACCCCCAGCUCCAUGGAGCGGCUGUGGGGGUACAUGACCAUCCAGCAGCUGCUGGAGCGCGACACGGCAGGCACCGGGAACUCCUCCGCGUUGCGGGCGAGGGCGCUGGAGCUGGCGCUCAGGUAUUCAUUCGUGACGGCCCUGACUUCCCUAGUGGUGGUGAAGCCCAACGAAACUUCGUCUGCAGAUGUUGAGGAAGGAGGCUCGCCGGGCUACGAGAACUCACCGCCCUCUAUGCAAGCACCGCUGCACUACUUGCCGCGAACUGGCGGAGUGUCGUACCACUCUUUGAACUACCCCGUGCCUCUGAGUAUAAGCAGCGUGCCACCUCCAGGCCUCGCGAUCAUCGGGCCCAUGUCGGGGCUCACCGACGCCAUGGACUGGAGCGCGAUGGAGAUGGCGAUGGUCACCAGCAGCGUGCCACCGCAGUCGACGGCAGGUCCCCGCCUGGUGUCCCUGGACAGCUUGACGUGGCUCAACAGGACCGGCAACCUCACCUCGGUCACCCUGCAGCUGUCCGGAGCGCACGUGACGCUGCUGGUGGAGACAACCAACCAGACUAACGUGGCCCACGGACCGUGCGACAACACCGUGACGGGAGGCCCCGGCCACUGUCGUCACCUGCUGCACUGCGCGCUCGACCAGUUCCAGGACUCCGCGGCCAGCUACCAGCCCUACCUCUGCGUCCUCGGCAGUUACGCCGGCGUGUGCUGUCCGGACUCGCUGCAGCCCGUCGCAGCGCAGCUGCACACGUGACCCGGGGAAAAAAGAGAAGAAUUUCGCAGCACGCACAACGAAACAUCAAUAUGCAAUACGUGCUCAAUAUUUGCCCAACUGUUUGUCAACUGCUCCAACAACACGAACAGCUACAAAUAAAAGUUAAAAAAAAAAUCUA